Molecule: messenger RNA, 620 nt
Organism: Wyeomyia smithii (pitcher-plant mosquito)
Lineage: Eukaryota; Metazoa; Arthropoda; Insecta; Diptera; Culicidae
Exons: 2
Coding region: 91-582 (163 amino acids)
Source: RefSeq, a predicted model, not a curated record
ACAGCGACGAUGUACUCGCACUGGCAAUUGCAUUCAAUUUAUUUCAGUUGACGAUCGGAUCGGUCCAGUGCUGGAGCACCCGGGUAGAAUAUGCACGUCUUUCGGAAGCUCAUUAUCGUUUCGUUGCUGGCGACGAUAGGACUGCUGUGCCCCCAAUCAAGAAGCCACCAGAUUAGCAGCAAUGGCUUCGAAAUGGUGUCAAAAUAUCGUUCGACAUCGCCCGGGGAAGGCGAAAAUGGACUGUAUAUAUCGAAAGUGGUUGAAGUUAGAAUCAAGCGGGAAGCAACGGAUGAUGAGUCGAGUGUCUCCCUGUGGGAGUGGUUAACGGGGCAGGAUAAACCCACCAGGUGUGUGAUGGUGUCGGUGGGUGGAGUCAUCGGUGGUGGUGCACUGAUGGGAGCCUUCGUCGGAGCUGGUAUUGGUAGUGCGUUCACUGGACCCGGAACGAUCGUCGGUGCUUUCAUCGGUGGUGUGGUGGGAAUCUUCAGUGGUGUCAGUGUUGGGCAUCGGGCCGGUGCAGCCGCGUGUGAUAGUCCGUGUGGUACCGGUUCGAACAACAUCCAAUGCUAUCCUUAUGAUUAGAGAAUGUAGAUGGAUGGAAUAUAAAUUUUAAGAAACGA